Capsella rubella is the source of this 934-nucleotide messenger RNA. RefSeq names its product large ribosomal RNA subunit accumulation protein YCED homolog 2, chloroplastic. Lineage: Eukaryota; Viridiplantae; Streptophyta; Magnoliopsida; Brassicales; Brassicaceae. The transcript has 7 exons. The coding region runs from base 59 to 757 and encodes 232 amino acids. The record is from RefSeq and is a predicted model, not a curated record.
CAGGUUCUCUUCCUCCACACACACUCCAAAGCUUCUUUCUGAAGACUCAUCAUCAUCCAUGGCGGUACGUUCUUUGGUAUCUCCAAAUCUCUUGAAUUCUAAUAACAAGGUAUCUGAAAAUACUCUAGUACGGCCUCGUUUGCUUCCUAUUUCUUGUCUCUCCAAGAAACACGAAGCUUCUUCUUCGUCGGCAGCCAUUCAUGGAGGAGGGAGCUCAAAAACAGUGAAGCGUCUCAUCACAUUAUCCCCUAGUGAAGGAAAAUGGAACGGAAACUGGAACACUCAGUAUGAUGUCUCUCUCCGCGAUCUUCACCUCCAAGAUCUUGUUGAAGAUGGCCCCGCCAAUUCCCGUGUCUCUGUCCACCUCUCUGUCCAAAGGCACGCGAGUAUGGGACUCUCAGUAGAUGGAAGAAUCAUAACUUCUAUCGCAAGAAAGUGCAGCAUUUGUUCCUCUCUUUAUCCUCGACUGAUCGAUACAAGUUUCACCGUCUGGAUUUUGCCAUCGAGCCGGGAGAAGCGAACUUCAUCACUGCCAGAAAUUGGUGGUGAUGAUCCUUCGGUAAUCUAUGUGAGACCUGGGUAUGAAGCUAACCUUGAUUCCCUUGUACAAGACACUAUCCGCCUCACAACUUAUGCUAAAGAUAUAUGCUCGGAUUCUUGCGAAAAGUCGGAACCGACACUGCAUUAUGUUGGUGAGACAAAGACAGCUUCUUUUGAUAAGAGAUGGUCAAGACUACUUGAGCUUAAGAAGAAGUAGACACCAAAUUGAAAUUGUUUCAGUCUGUCUCGAUAUGUAUCUCAAAGUCUCAUGAAGAUUUUGAUACUGUUUAUACUCGAAUAUAUACAAAAAAUAAAAACACAUUGAGAACAAAAUGUAAUGCCUCAUGUAACAUGUAAAUUUGUGAAACUGAUGAGGCUAGACCGCAGUUAUUGA